Messenger RNA from Pyricularia oryzae 70-15, 1210 nucleotides. RefSeq lists its product as uncharacterized. The record is from RefSeq and is a predicted model, not a curated record. The transcript is spliced from 2 exons. Lineage: Eukaryota; Fungi; Ascomycota; Sordariomycetes; Magnaporthales; Pyriculariaceae. Bases 159 to 1022 code for a protein of 287 amino acids.
CUUCGGGGUCCUUCCUUAUUUGACAAUGCCUCACAGGAGUCACAGUUAUAUAAGUUUAUGGAUCUAUCCAGCUACAAACCAGCGAUCUUUACCUCUUCUUGGGACUGCACUUCUCGGCUCGACUCUUUGUGGCCACUCCAUGGGCAAAACCACACUCAAUGAGCAUACAUGAUGGCCCGGAGCUGGUGCUGGCGCACGGCAUGGAGUAUACGUGUGAAGCGCAGGACAGCUUGAAGUACCCUGCCCAUGAUCAACAGUACAUGCAGCCGCAUGCCGUGUCUCCGGAUCCCAAAUCUUCAUACACUAUAACGUCCAGCCAUUGCCGCAAGUCCGAUUUGCCAUUCAGUAUGCCUACAUGGGUAUUUGCCUCGCUGGCAGUCUUGCUCGGGGCUCUCAUUGGCGGCUCCAUUGUAGGAGGGGUUUUGGGUUCCAUGCUCGUCAACCGACCUCGUCACUCAGACUCAUCCACGGCAAAUGACCCAAUUGUCACCUCCCCAACACCAGCCUCGCCAGCGCCAGCCUCACCAACACAAGUAUCGCCAUCACCGGCGUCGCCAACCGGCCCAGCCCCGCAGCCCGAAGCACCUUUCGCCAACUACAUGGCGCCUCCGCGGAGCGCAAUCCUCAACCUGUCGAUGCCGUGCAGUGGGCCUUUGAGCAUGCACCAGCAGCGGUUCAGGAGCUUCAACGAUCGACGGUUCGAUCUGCAGUGUUAUAUCAACAACUUUGGGCUGGGGACGAACGGGUACAUCAUAGCAGACAUCACGGCGAUCAUGGCGUACAGGUGGCAGGACUGCUUUGAUGCCUGUGCCAGCCACAACAAACUCCAGAGCGGCUUGCCGAGUCACCUGGUGUGUCGGUCGGCCGUCUAUACGAUAAACGUCACGUUGCCCGCCAUCACGCUUCAGGGUGGCAACUGCUUCCUGAAGAACUCGAGCAGGCACGCAAACAAUCCCGGGGAGGGAAACGGGCUGAACGUGUUUAGUGCUGAUCUUGAGUUGAUGCCUAGUGAAGAAGCGUGAAAUUGUAUCAUCAUAGUUUAGGUGUAUAUUACAUUGUCUAGAUCGACCUCCAAAGGCAAAUCUUGCGUCCGCCCGUUCUUGUACGUCAAAUUCUGGCAACUCUAGAUUGGGUACUUGGUCACUACACAGUAGAAUUGGUCACUACAAAGUAGAAUUGGCUAGAGCAAUGGAGUGCAUUCACGACGACA